Molecule: messenger RNA, 3007 nt
Organism: Lucilia sericata (common green bottle fly)
Lineage: Eukaryota; Metazoa; Arthropoda; Insecta; Diptera; Calliphoridae
Exons: 6
Coding region: 564-2963 (799 amino acids)
Biological process (GO): regulation of transcription by RNA polymerase II
Cellular component (GO): nucleus
Source: RefSeq, a predicted model, not a curated record
UUUUCUUCAACACUGAUAUUGUAGUGUCUAAAACAUAACAGAGACAUACAUUAAUAACUUUUAAAAUUGUUAAAAUGUUUAAUGAAAUAUUGUAUAAUUUUUGUCUAUCGAAUAGUUAGGCUAUAUGAAGUGAUAAAUCAGCAAUUUGUGUAACCAAAAAUCUGGUAUAUUGUUAUGUUAUUAGUAUUUAUGUAGUGCACGAAAUUAAUGUCAACAUUUGGUAAACAUUAUAUACAAUUGUUAAAAGCCAUAGUCGUACGGUAAAGCAUACUUUUUACUGUUUCGUAUAAUUUGUUUGGAUUUAAUAUUACCCAAAUUAUUCUUGGCAGGGCUAAUUCCUAUGCAUAUGAAAGAUUGUGGUUAGUAACUGAAAAUAAUGUUUAACAAUUAACUUUUGGAAUCAAAGAAUUUGCUACAAAAUGUCAUCGAUGCAUAUAUUUGCAUAUUUUGUUAUAAAUGCAUAAAUUGCAUAUACCUACAUAGAUCUUAUUUUCAGGAUGUGCCAAUUAUAAAAUAUUAAUUUUUACUAUCUUUUCGGAAAAAAAUUUAAUAAAAACCGUAAAAUGGAUUUAAGCAAAACAACAUUACAGGAUAUAGACAACAGGAAAUCUGAAGAAUUGUUAAGUGAAAAUCAGGACCUUGACAAAUUUUUUAUUAACAAUUCCAGUUGUAACCCAAUCAGCCAUGAAUCAAUAAAAGAACCUCGUGGCACCUACGAUUUAGGUAAUGAUUUCAAACCUGAAUCAUAUUAUGAUCAAAAGGAGUCAUGUAAUGAAACACAAGUCGCAAUAAAUUUAAAAUAUAAACAAUUGGAACACAGCGAAAUGCAGAAUCGUUAUACCACUCCAGUAACUGAUAUCGAUGUGUCAUCAACUAUGAAUGAUUUAAGUAACUUGGAAACAAAUAAUGUAAAUAAUGUUAAAUAUGGAUUUCCAAACAUAACAAAUAACGAGUUUAAACUUGAAGCAAGCAAAAGCUUAAAUUCAAAUAUUAGCGACAUGAAAACAGUUGAUGAACAAUUAAAUAAUAAUAAAUUAACAAAUACCGAUGUACAUAAAAUAAAUAAAAAUGUUGAAACUCAGAAGGGGACUCAACAAGAACUUAAAAAGGACAAAGUGGUAGGAGAUGGAGAAACGAUUGAAAAAAUUGCGGAAAUGAUUUCAAUAAGUAACAAAAAUACGAAUGAAAAUAAUCUUAAAUCAAUAAAAAAACUUCAAAUUUUAAUGUCUCGAAACUGUAUGGAGAAACAUUGGAAUAAAUGUGCUGAAAAAUCUACAAGUAAUUAUCAUAUUGAAAAAGAUAAUAACCCAAUAAAAUUGAGCGAAGAUGUUACCGAUAUUGGCAAAAACCAAUCUUUAACUAAUUUAAUAAACAAAAAAAUGGAAUGUGUAACAGAUUUGCAAAAUACAUCUGAUCUUCAAAAUGAUAUGGAAAUCAGUGAAAAUAAUGAGCAAUCAGAAGAAAAUUGUUUAGCGAAAAGCCGAUUUGAAGAGAUUGAAGAUAAAUUAGAAGAAAUGUUUGCUGGGAUAGAAGACGAACAAUUAUUAAAUACAACAGCCGAUGAUACACAUAUGUCUAGAAAAAACAUUCAAGACUCUGCAGAAAAAUGUAUCAAGGAUAAUUGUCAUGAUAAUGUAAAUACUGGAAAGGAAGUUCUCGUGGAUAACACUUUUAUAUAUGAAACGUUUACACAAAAUAAAACGAAAGGUGCUAAAAAGUCCUCAACUUCAUUACCUAAUAUUGAGAAUAAUAAACACGACAUUUCUCUAUUAUCAGAUCAAACGGAUUCAAAAAUUCCGAAAUCUUUACUAUAUUUAAAAACAAUGCCACCACGUAGAAGACUUUCGAUUGCAAUGAAUUCAGAUUUAUUAAAAUUGUCGAUGACAGCCACUGAUGAGAUAAAUAAAGAUAAGGCUAUCAAUAAUAAUUUCAUUAGAAAAAAUGAUAUGGCAUCCAACCUAAUUGAGUCACAAACUCAUAAGGAAGUAAAAAAUUUGAGAAAACAUGUUGGUAAAAAUAAAAACAAUCAAAAAAAUGGUUCCAAAUAUAAAAAAGAAAUUACUUAUCUUAAAUCCAAUAACAAAAAAAAACCUGAAGUUUCAAAUAAAGCAAAACAGAGUCGGCAAAAAAUAAAACAACGACGUAUGCAACGUUUAUUAUCUUCUGAAAACGACAAUGUCACUGAAGAAAGAACUCUGCAAACUAAAGAUAUUGAUUCUAAACAUCGCUCUCCAUUUAUUUUAGUAAAAAAUAACGGCAGUAUUGCAGUUGUUAACACUGUGACAGCUGAUGAUUCUAGUGAAAAAUGGACUAGAUCAAAAAAAAACUGCAAUUAUGUAUACGAACGAAAAACAGUUAAAGGAUGCCAUUCAUCCACAUUGAGUAAUAGGUAUGAUGCAGACACAGCCGAUUCAUCUUGGAUAUGUGUAUUUUGUAAAAUUGGACCACAUAAGAAAGGUUUGGGAGAUUUAUUUGGCCCCUACAUAAUAUCAAGUGAUUGUGAUGAAUAUCGAUGUUAUAAAAAUUCAACAGAAGAACUAAAUAAUCAACAACAUAUAAACUUUUCAAAAAAUUCGAUCACAUAUAAUAAUGAAAUGUUAAUACCUAAUGAUCGACACAUUUACGGAUUUAACCAAGAAGACACAACAAGCAGUUCUAAGUUGGGAAUGUCCCAAAUUUCAGAUAACUGUUUUGAGAUUUGGAUUCACGAAGAAUGUGCUAUUUGGUCGCCAAAUAUAUUUGUGGUCGGUUCACGACUAGCUGGUUUGGAAGAUGCCACGUGGAGCAGUAUGCGAUACCAAUGCGCAUACUGUUUAAAACAAGGUGCUCUACUUUGCUGUUUGCAACGUGAUUGCAAAAUUACAUCACAUAUACCUUGUGCGCGUGAAUUCAACUGGAUCUUGGAUGAAUCAAGGUUUUGGACAUAUUGUAGUAAACAUGUCAUAAAUAAAUUUAACAACUAAAAAUAAAUGUAACUAUCUAAUAAAGAUCUACUGAUAACCCAAAA